AUGAGUGAAGAAAUAAUCGAGAAAAAUCAUUCCCAUCAUACUGACGACGAUCAAAAGACGAAACGUCCGCAUGACGAAAAAAACGUAGCAAAAAAAUCGAGACACGAUGAAAAUGAUGACGAAAAAGAUAGGAGAAGAUCAAAAGACGAAAAACGUGAGAAUCAUCGCGAAAAGGAUUCGAGACGUGAAAAAGAUCGUAAAAGAAGGGAAAGGUCUAAGUCAAGAUCAAGGUUUUUAUCCCCAAAACGCUCGAAAAGCAGUCGACAAGAAAAGGAAAAGAAAGAAGAUGGGCAAAAUGGAGAUAAUAAUGAAGUUGAAGACGGCGAGAUCGCCGACCCUCCACCACAGCCAAAACCAUUAACUGAACGAGAGAUUAAAAGAAGACAACUAAUUGAAGAAGAAUUAAAGAAUGGAACACUUGACGAUGAUGAUGAACCAGUUUGGUCGAUGCGAAAAGCGCAAGCUGAAAAGCAGAGUAGAUCCUGCCCAUAUUUAGAUACUAUUGACAGAAGCGUUUUGGAUUUCGACUUUGAAAAACUCUGCUCCGUGUCCCUUUCUCAUCUCAAUGUGUAUGCGUGUAUGGUGUGCGGCAAAUAUUUCCAAGGACGAGGAACGAAUACUCAUGCAUACACUCAUGCGUUAGAUACGGACCAUCACGUAUUCUUAAAUUUGCAAACUUUAAAAUUUUAUUGCCUACCUGAUAACUAUGAGGUUAUUGAUCCGUCACUUGAGGAUAUCAAGUAUGUUCUGAAGCCGACAUACACGAAGCAAAUGAUUGCUAAUAUUGAUAAGCAGACAAAAAUGGCUCGUGCUUAUGACGAUUCAACAUAUUUCCCUGGAGUUGUCGGACUUAACAACAUCAAGGCUAAUGAUUAUUGCAAUGUAGUUCUUCAUGCUCUUUCGUCUGUUAGGCCUCUCCGCGAUUACUUUUUAAGGGAAGAGAAUUAUACGUCGAUUAAACGCCCUCCUGGAGAUAAGCUGACAUUAUUACCAAUGAGAUUUGGUGAACUAAUUAGAAAGCUUUGGAAUCCGCGAGCUCUCCGUAAGCACGUUUCCCCUCAUGAAAUGCUCCAGGCUGUUGUUGUGUGCUCCAACAAAAAAUUCCAGUUCAUCAAACAAGGAGACGCAGCUGAUUUUCUGACAUUCUUGUUAAACACGCUGCAUACGGCGUUGAAUGGAACCCAGAAAACAAACUCGUCGAUCAUCUACAAGACUUUCCGUGGAAAAAUGCGGCAAUAUUCGCGAAAAGUAGUUCCCGCUGAGGAUACAGAUGAAGAGAAAAUGAGGAAAAUGGCAUUGCCUGAUUAUCAGGAAACUGUGUCGGAGACCCCAUUCUUAUACUUGACUCUCGAUCUUCCACCACCUCCGUUGUAUCGUGAUGAUCAACUUCAGAAUAUCAUUCCUCAAGUUCCACUUCACGUUCUUCUUGAGAAAUUCAAUGGACAAGUUGAAAAGGAGUAUAAGACUUAUAAGGACAAUAUUAUGAAACGAUUUGAGCUUCUGCAACUGCCGGAUUACCUGAUUAUCACCUACAAGCGUUUCCAGAAGAAUCAGUGGUUUGUUGAGAAGAACCCGACUAUUGUGAAUUUCCCUAUUUGUAAUGUCGAUUUUUACGAUUGUCUUGCUGAUGAUGCGAAAGAAAAACACAAGUUCACGACAUAUGACUUGGUGGCGAAUAUUGUGCACGAAGGAAAGUAUGAGGAUGGAAGCUAUCGGAUUCAGGUCGUUCAUCAGGGAACGGGAAAAUGGUUUGAGCUGGAGGACCUUCAUGUUAAAGACAUGCUCCCGCAGAUGAUUGUGCUAGCCGAGUCAUAUAUUCAGGUGUGGCAGCUGAAUAAGGUGAAAACUCGUGAUGAGCGCGCGUCAGAAGGUGUCGACUUGAUGGAUACAAUGUGA
This is a messenger RNA of Caenorhabditis bovis, 1896 nucleotides long. NCBI's taxonomy places the organism in Eukaryota, Metazoa, Nematoda, Chromadorea, Rhabditida, Rhabditidae. The record is from the annotation of a GenBank genome assembly.